AUGGCCCGUUCCGAGGGCAGCAGUGGUGGAGCGAGUCAACUACCUAAAUCAGAAGCUAUAACAAUCACGUUCACUCCAGCAAAGCGACAAAUUCCGCGGCGCAAAAAGACUUUAAUUGCAAUCACCGUGUGCCUUAAUGUUUUACUUUGGGCAUCGGUCUCUGCUCUCAUAUCUACUUCCUAUUUGAUCGCCGCCGAUCCCGGCGACGUCACCAAUCUCCCUUCGGAAAUCUUGAUCAUUACAUCAUCUCUUGUAUCAAUAGCCUACAUAAUGCUUCAUUCAGUUGUCGCCCGAAGACAGACAUCAUGGUCUGAAGCAAGACUACGAAGGUCUGCACUAAGCAAGACCUACCUCGCAAUAAGAUUAGCUGUGACGCUCGCCGUACUUUGGCUGUGUACCUCUGGUUGGAAUAUGAUCAUUGCUGCCAGGCAACCAGUAUGUCUUGCUAAGAGCUCAUCUCUUCCUGGAUGGGCGGCUGGACCUACUUGCCUCGUGGGUCGCAUAGCCAUUGCGAUGUCACUUUUCGCGUUAAUUGCUUCAUGCGUACUCUUUGGCAUACUCGCUAUCGCGCGGCGACCAUUCGAGGCAACUUUGUUCAGGCAUAUGUACGCCAAACCCACCGUCUAUCCGGCCACCCCUAAGCCUUCGAAUCGCCCAUCACGAAGCGUAUCCUUUUCCUCCAAGUCCUCCCACUCACACUUGUCUGUUCAUACUACAUCGCUCUCACACCUCUCAAACGCCGAUGUGGACACAUUAGAUCUUGAAGCUGCCUCUCCACUGUCUACCGAGUCGCAGUCCCCAGUACGCUCUAUCGGCUCCAUCGGCCUCGGCAUCUCCAUAUCCCAAGGCCAACCCCCUCCUUUACCACCUCUUUCCCUCCAAAAGCGAUCAAGCUCCCUCACGCCUUCUCGAGCCACAUCUCUAAUAAGAGUCCCGCGACCAAUACACCACCCUUCCACCAGCUACCAACACCUCACCAUAUCUUGCCCCUCGUCCGUUGUCAGCUUCCACCUCGCUCGAAACUCCUCCGCGCCCCACCUCACAGACCCAGGCUCCAUCCUCCUCCCCCUACCCCCAACCAUCGCCGACUCCGCCUGGCGCGCCAUCCAUCCACCCAUGCCAGCCGCCUCCCGCUCUUUCUCCCACCUCCCCCUCCCAACCUCCCACCCGCCCAACUUCAGCUACUCAAACCGCUACUCCCGCUCCGUCGUCACCCUCUCGCGCCCCCAGCGCCUCAGCUCCGCCCCCGUCCCCGGUGUCGCGCGCUCGAACCGCAGCUCGCGCAGCGGCCAGAGUGGCAGCGUUAGCGGCAGCGGGACCGGCAGCGACGACUGCCCCUACUUGAGUGCGAGGGAGAGCAGGCGGUCUAGCGCGCCGGACGUCGAUCCGUUACACCCGACGCUCAACCCGACGCCGAUUCUGCUGCCGCCGUCGGUGGGGAGGAGGAGCAAGGCGUGGCGGCCAAGGCUGGAGGGGCAGGAGGAGGGGUUUGAGGGGUUGCCUGUUAAGAUUCCGGUUACGUUCUUGCAGGAUCCGGGCAAAGAGGAAAAGAGACUUGGAGAUAGGAGCGUGCUCGGGUUUGAGGAGGAGAUGAAUUUGAGGCUGGGGCUUGAGUUGGGCGUGAGGAAGACGAGGAGUAUGAGCCCACUGCGGAGCUCAGAGAGGGUGGGGAGAUUGGAGCGGGCGACAACGGUGCAGGUGGGGAGGGAUGAGGGGGCGGGAGGGGGCGGGAGGGGUGACGUUGGAGGAGAGGGAGAAGGUAGGGACGGUGGAAAGGAGUUAAGAGGAUAUCAGGGACUGGGAGGAUAG
Messenger RNA from Mytilinidion resinicola, 1809 nucleotides. RefSeq lists its product as uncharacterized. The coding region runs from base 1 to 1809 and encodes 602 amino acids. The record is from RefSeq and is a predicted model, not a curated record. NCBI's taxonomy places the organism in Eukaryota, Fungi, Ascomycota, Dothideomycetes, Mytilinidiales, Mytilinidiaceae. The transcript has 3 exons.